Marchantia polymorpha subsp. ruderalis is the source of this 3984-nucleotide messenger RNA. NCBI's taxonomy places the organism in Eukaryota, Viridiplantae, Streptophyta, Marchantiopsida, Marchantiales, Marchantiaceae. The record is from the annotation of a GenBank genome assembly.
CGAAACCUCGCCACGAACUCGAAGGAUUCGAAUGCGAAGCCGAAGCCGAAGCGCGAUGGGUCGAAGAAGAAGAAGAAGGAGAAGGAGGAGCGACCGAUCGAUCGACCGCGCGCACUGUCCCAACGGAGGGCGCCCCUGUACCGCAGUACAGUAGCAGCCGGGGUAGGACACGGACACAGAGGCACCUCGUGCGUGAACAGAACUGCGUCGGCGCGUGUGUAGCCUAGUAGACUGGACGUCCGACAGGCCGUCUUCGCACUGACGAACGAGCAGGGCCGGCACGAGGUGCCGAUAGAAGGAUCGCAAUUGCGCAUUUCUCAGAUCCCUGCGGUGUCGAGGGCGCGGGGCGGCGCUGGCACCGAGCGCGCGAGCAGCGGAAGCGGAUUCGGAUUCGGAUUUGGACCCCGAAAUUCGGAGCUCGGAGUGCCGAGGACGCACGAAUUGGCGACCUAGUGCGCGAUCUUUCGAUUGAUCGGUGAAUUUUUAGAUCUAGGCUACAGGAGGGUGAUACGGCUUCGACGGGCAGGACGCGGAGGCGGAAAUUUGCGCUCAAGAAAUGGCGACGAUCGGCGCAAGCGGGGUCGGUGCCGAUCAUCGCUGUCGGACCGGUAGCUGGAGCAUCCGAUCCUUGUUUCAGGUCGUGAGGCUUUCCGGAGAUCUUGGUGGUAGAUUUUGCGACUUCUGAGGAGGAGUGAAAGGUGAUAGAGUCCUGCCCGACAGUCCUGAAGGGGAAUUGUAUGUAUUGGGGAAUCAUUCUGUAUGUAGCGAGGAGUAUGCGCCCCGACUUUUUGCUGCAAGUGACGAAGACGGGUCCAUCAUGUCGUGGAAUCCUGCAAAACUCGCCAGUGAAAAUGGCGGCAGCUCGGAAGAAACUGUCCUGGAAAGUGGGCGGAUGCUUGAAAGAAGGUCUAACAGGGACAAGCUGAUGGAGCAUUUGGGUACUCGGACAAGCUUAGUUUGGGUAGCUGAGGGCACCAAUUUGAGCUUCAAGGGACAGAGAUCAAUGAGAUGAAGUUCACGUAUUUCCAAGCUAAGCUUGAUUUGGAUCUCCUAUCACGUAUUAAAUUCCAUUUAGCAUACAUUCGAAGCAGCUGUACACACCAAUUUGAGAUUGUCACGACUGUGAUCCACUGCUGCAAGGACAGUCAAAGGUCUUGGUUUUGGUGCAGGUUUCUGUCACCUUACAUGGUCUCGGCUAUUGAGCUCCAAGUUUUUCCAGGUCUCUGAUUGCUUCUUAUGGCUGUAGGUAAGCGGCUUGGACUCGAGGGUUUUAGCGCCAAUGUUUUUUUCAUCCGGAGGCGAUGACGAGGAUAUCUACAUAUGGGACCGAAAUGUUCCGACAACUACAUGUUAUACUCCGAUUCUAGACAACGCAUCACCUCGAGGCGAGAUAUCUCGGAACCGCAAGGGUAAUACCAUCUCUGGAUCGAUCUCUUCCAGAAGGACUUCCGUUGUUUGGGAUCUGAGGAAAACCAUGCCAGCUCUCAGACUUGCUGUAGCAGUGAGCCUGCUCUGCCUUCUGGCGGCAGGAUCAGUCAGCAGCGAACAACCUUCACUGGACUUGGGAGAGGAGCUGGGAACGGACAUGUGUCCUGAUUGCAAACCUCUUGAGAAGGUACAUCUUGGUCCAGUUCCAGUCAUAUCGAAAACUGCAUGCUUACAUGAUGAAGAUCUGGGGGCAGACAUGUGUCCUGAAAAGCUGGACCCCUACUUGUUUCCAAGGGAGCGUACUACCCACUCUGGAGAUCUGGAGAACUACGGGGUUGAUAUGUGCCCAGAAAAAGGUCAACCUAUGGGUUCGCCUGUCGAAACACCAGUAGAGGAUACGGAUGGACGGAGCAGAAAUCUCGUAAAAGCAUUACAGCAGUUGGUGAACGUUCAGCAAUCACAAAUAGAUCAGUUAGCGGACUUUCUUCAAGCGUUAAGAAGCAGUCGGAGUCUGGAGUCCCCUUGUACGGAUCCAGAAAAGAUUGAUUUGGCGAGGGAACACACAGCAGUUCUGGCGGACUUGGGAGUUGAAGAUAUUCCUGCGAAGGUAUUAGAAGAGCCUACGCCGGAACGUCCGCUCACGACAAUAACUAACGGAGAGCCCACUGGGGCAGAGUUGGAUCAAACGUUUGAGCGUUCAGCUGUUACCAAAAAGACAGCGGUCACAGCAGAGAGCUUUGGAAGUGGAUCCGGAGGAAUGACUGUUGCCAGAUAUAAACCUGCGUGGGCAGAGCACUUCAGUUUCCUUUCUGCCGUGAAGGUUGAUGGGGAGGUCUCAUGCCUACACGUUCUGCCCCAGGAGGGAGAAGACGGGAUCAGUCGCUAUGUCAUUGUUGGAGAUAUGACCGGGCGGCUUUACGUCUUCAUGUGGCUUGGAGAUCUGCUCCUUGAUUACAUGACUUUGUCAUUAGCACCUAUCACUACUAUGCUAUCUUAUGUCGUUUUGAAGAACGAAACCAUUCUGGUGACUGGACAUGCCGAUGGUUCAGUUCUGGUGCACCGGAUUUGGGAAGCUGUAGAUCAGGGGCAAGAUGAUACCACCAUAUUAACCAUUGAAUAUGUUCAUCCGUUGAUCCCACCUCCCCAGCGAACACUACGUCCUAGAUUGGAUUCUGCAAUGCCCGGUCAGCCAACCGGCUUUUCAGCUCCUGGCUCUGUGAAGGGAGAAAGCGAUGGCGAUGUCAUCAAUGAUCAAUCUGUGACAAAUUUGAAAAUGUACAAAGUAGGAAAGAUGCGAUACACUUUAGUGUCGGAUCAGUCGGGUAGAAUCCAGCUCUUUAGGGACAAUGGUACUUUGUAUGGAACUGCAGAUUCGCCGAGCCUCCCCUUAGAAUUUAUGCGAACUCCCAGCGCGCAGCGGUUGGUGUUCCUCACAGAUAGUGGCGUGGGUUCAUUAGAUUUGAGAACAAUGCAGGUGCGCAGCAGCCCUUGCGAAGGUUUGAAUACUUCCACAGUUAUGGCCUAUGCAUUCGAUGUUGCUGGCCGCUCCAAGGCAAAUGGGUUUACCGCAGAUGGGGAUCUGGUGUACGUUGCACUUACAGGGGAUAUGCUUCACAGUGAGUGCCAGGUCAAGAAAAGGAGGAAAGUAGAAGUUCCAGGACCGUUUUUCCCUCAGGCGUUGAAAGGUUAUCUGCUGGCCGCUGCUCCCGAUCAUGUCCUUGUGUAUAAUACAACUUUACAUAUGGGCUUCAACUAUGCCAACUUUUGGGUUGGCGGCCCUAGACCUCUUUUUAGUGUAUCUUUGAGUGAAAUCGCUCAAUCUUUUCUCAAAACACCUAUAGCAAAAAGCCGUUGGCCAGUUAUGGCAAGCAACAGGGAUAAACUGGUUGUGGUUGGUUUUGGUCAUGGAUACGUCGCCAUGUUUCGAUCCAAUCUGCCUGUCGCCAAACCUACCGAUUUCAGCUCCAAGUUUUGGAGCAGUCCGAUCCUAUUGGCUGCCCUCGUGCUGCUGGGUCUCUGGCAGUUCUUCACCAGGAGAAGAGAGCCUGGAACCAUAAUUACAACGGAAUAUCCCUUCGGUGGGCCAGGUUAUAGGAAAGUGGAAACUGUAAGGCUCAGUUUUGGGGAAAGAGGAGAGGAAAGAGCUGCUGUGUCAGAGCCUAGGAGGUUCAGAUCACCGACUAGAGGAUAUGUAGCGCCGAACCCGAGUACUUUCAACUCCGGUGCCCUGAGUUUUAGAUCAUCGACUGUGGAUUCUGGUUCUUAUUCAGCCAGAAGAGAACCACUUUUUGCCAGUAACCAACCGGUUGGAGAGUUGCGGGAAACCGAAUUGCUACAGUGAGCUGUUUACUUGUUGUAUAUUAAAUCAUAUAUAUAUUCACCUUUUUGGGAUUACCUUUCAACUGGUGCACUCCAAAGAAGGCAAAGUGUUAAGUUUUCGUGUGUGCGUUUUUGCAAGCUGUAGACUCUGCAAUCUCCUCUUCCUACAGCUUAAGUGCUAUCUCGCUUACAAGGAAUUUUAGUUUAUACGAUCAACGAUAUACUUUUUACCAUGGA